Messenger RNA from Closterium sp. NIES-65, 828 nucleotides. NCBI's taxonomy places the organism in Eukaryota, Viridiplantae, Streptophyta, Zygnematophyceae, Desmidiales, Closteriaceae. The record is from the annotation of a GenBank genome assembly.
AUGGCUGCAAUCCAGUUGUCAGCAUCAAGGCAGGACAAGAGCGCCGAGGAAGUCAGGAUAGAGGGGGGCGAGGGAGGGAAUGUGCUGCUGGACUGCAAGAAACUCCUCUUGGGAAUCUUCAAGAAGGUUGAGGGAGGCAGUGGAUGGGUACCAAGGGUGGGAUCAAGGGAGCGGGUAUGCAUGCGGGGGAGGAGGAAGGUUGCUGGAGCUGGUGCCGCUGCUGCCGCUGCUGCCGCUGCUGCCGCUGCUGCCGCUGCUGCCGCUGCUGCCGCUGCUGCCGCUGCUGCCGCUGCUGCCGCUGAUGCCGCUGCUGCUGCUGCUGGUGCUGCUGCUGCUGCUGCUGCUGCUGCUGCUGCUGCUGCUGCUGACGUGCCGACUGUUGCCCCGACUACUGCCCCUGCGAGUGAUGCUGCUGCUGUUGCUUCUGCUGAGCCGACUGCUGCCCCUGCUGCUGCUGCUGCUGCUGCUGCUGCUGCUGCUGCUGCUGCUGCUGCUGCUGCUGCUGCUGCUGCUGCUGCUGCUGCUGACGUGCCGACUGUUGCCCCGACUACUGCCCCUGCGAGUGAUGCUGCUGCUGUUGCUUCUGCUGAGCCGACUGCUGCCCCUGCUGCUGCUGCUGCUGCUGCUGCUACUGCUGCUGCUGCUGCUGCUGCUGCUGCUGCUGCUGCUACUGUUGCUGCAGUUCCUGCUGCUGUUGCUGCAGUUCCGGCUGCUGCUCUGGCAGAUGCUGCUGCGGUUGCUGUUGCGACGGUUGAGGAGGGGAGGAGGGAGAGGGAGGAGGAGGGGCAGUGGAAUGGGCUGGUGAAGCACGUGCAGCAGGGAUCGUAG